Messenger RNA from Durusdinium trenchii, 1869 nucleotides. NCBI's taxonomy places the organism in Eukaryota, Dinophyceae, Suessiales, Symbiodiniaceae. The record is from the annotation of a GenBank genome assembly.
AUGGAGAACUUGGAUCCUUCCGACAGACAGGGCUUCAUUGUCUCUGAGAUUUUCAGGUCGGCUGCACUCGAUGAGAAACCUUUGAGUCUUGGGCUUCUUUUGAAGGCUUAUGAUGUGGUCAUUAAAAAGCAUGGGAUCAAUGCCACGGACUUCCUGGGUCUUCAGAUCUAUCGCUCUUUGCUACAGUGGGGCCGACACGGCGCAGCGCUCGCUGCGAAAGAAAGGCACUCACCACGGCGUCAACCACGGCCACAUGCGGUGCCACAUGCGGUGCCAGACGUGGUGCCACACAGCGUGCCUUGCAGCGUGCCACACGCGGUGCCACAGAGUGAGCACCGCAAACAUGACCGUGGAGCCCAUCGAGCGCCUUUGGAACCUUUGGAACCUUUGGAACCUUUAAAGUGGCACCAAGAGGCAAGCAAAGACGACUUCAGCGAAGUAAAGGAAGAUUUGCCAGAGAGGCUAUCUUUACAAUCUGGGUCCAUCCUGGCUGAAGCUUUUGCAUAUCGGAAGAUACUUGCGAGGGCCUUGACGUGGUGGACGCACCAGUUGCGCGUUCCAAAAGUAGUGGAUCUACAUGAUUUGCAUCGGCGGCAGGCACUCAAGUUUUGGCACCACAGGACGACGUCACAAAAGCUGGCUGGUGCGCAUCGUGCGCGCUGGCUUCGAACUCGAUUGGAAGCUGUGUGGCAGGUUUGGCUCGCAUGGCAUCGCAAGAGAGGAGUUGUCAUUGCUAUGCGCAGUGGUCCCCAGAUGUUGGCAUCGUGGCGAUGGCUGCGUGUUCAUGCGGCAGCACAUCCCACAAGGCCGCGUUUGCACCUUUCGGGGGUUCAGCUGCGGGAUGGCGCACCAUGGCAGCAAGUGACCGCAGCAGAGAUCCUGUUUGGCUCUGCUCCCUUUCAAGUCCAUCCGCACCAUAUGAAGGUUAUGCAAGAAGACAUCCUGAUGAUCUUCGCAAGCACGCUCUUGAAAAAGAUGAUGGCUGCAUGGGUUCAUGAGGUGCAAAGCAUCCGCAUGCUUUUUGAGCAAGCAAAGCGGCGAGAGAAGCACAGAUCUAUGGAUGCUUGGAAGGGAGCAGCCACAAGAUGUCGACGUUUGCGUGAGCACCAGCUGCGUGUCUCGCAUCAGAGAUGUAACCAGACUCUGGCUCGCGCGAUACGACUCUGGGAACAGAGGUGGUCGAAGUGGGUUCAGCACCGGCGGAGUUUGCAAGAAUUUGAUGUUGCUUGCUGGCAUCGAAUCUGCCGGAGGGCCAUGGAUGCUUGGAUCAGGGUUGUGCAAUUGGAAGUGCAAAGCGUCCGCAUGCUUUUUGAGCAAGCAAAGCGGCGAGAGAAGCACAGAUCUAUGGAUGCUUGGAAGGGAGCAGCCACAAGAUGUCGAUGUUUGCGUGAGCACCAGCUGCGUGUCUCGCAUCAGAGAUGUAACCAGACUCUGGCUCGCGCGAUACGACUCUGGGAGCAGAGGUGGUCGAAGUGGGUUCGGCACCGGCGGAGUUUGCAAGAAUUUGAUGUUGCUUGCUGGCAUCGAAUCUGCCGGAGGGCCAUGGAUGCUUGGGUCAAGGUCCUACAAUUGGAAGCCAUUGCUGCAAAAGUGAGAAGUUCGUUGAAUUUGCGAUUGCAGCUGAUGGUGUUCCAGGUUUGGGUAGCACAGUGGCAUCAUGACCGCAAGGAAUCUGUAUUGUUACGCCUCUCCGCACUGUUCUUGCGGAAGCGAGGACUUAAAUGUGGUGUACGAGCUUUUCAGCGGAACGUGUGCUCCGAAACGCGCAAGAGAGCCCUUGCAGAGGCCCAGGAAAGGUUUCGAUUGGAAGCCGAACUGGACCGCCGAAAAGUGGCGAAGGUACCUUUUGCUAUUCGGUGUGCUUGCUGA